Acipenser ruthenus (sterlet) is the source of this 5988-nucleotide messenger RNA. RefSeq names its product proto-oncogene DBL-like. The record is from RefSeq and is a predicted model, not a curated record. Gene Ontology annotation, molecular function: guanyl-nucleotide exchange factor activity; protein binding. Gene Ontology annotation, cellular component: cytoplasm. The transcript has 30 exons. Bases 579 to 3971 code for a protein of 1130 amino acids. NCBI's taxonomy places the organism in Eukaryota, Metazoa, Chordata, Actinopteri, Acipenseriformes, Acipenseridae. Gene Ontology annotation, biological process: dendrite development; intracellular signal transduction.
UGCAGUACAGCAACUGUGCCGGAGCAGGAGGAGACGAGCAGACACUGAACGAAUUAAAAUCACCCUGGCAGAGUUUCAAAAGCAUGUGCCUCCCACAGUUGAGAGCUGACGCACUGAAGUACAGGGAGCUUAUGUCAGAGCUGAGGAGGACUGGAGAGGAGCAAAUGCCAGGGGUGUCUGAUCAGUCUUUAUUUUGCUCUGUUUUAUUUAUUAGAAGUAUUUCUUUUGAAAAAUGACUCAACGGUUGAGCCACUUUGCAAUCUGCAGCAUUUCUCGGAUUUAACCGUUGGUGCUGCAACAAGAUACUUGCUUUAAGUGCUAGUUUUCCAUUGAUUUCUCAACAGUGAUUUGUCUCUCCCUCUCUGGAGUAUAAAUAUCUACAUUUUUGCCUGCUCAAGGUGACUUCUGCUUUGGCACAGGGAAAGAAAUGCAGUAGCCUCCGCGUGCAUCAGAAGUAGCAGCAUCCUAUGCUGCCCUGUUCUAGAGUGAGAAGUUGCCUGUUUUAGAAAGCCAGCCACUUCCUGAUAGGAGCUCUUCAACAGGGCAGGGAUGUGAGACAGUUUGGAACCUCGAGAUCCAUGGAAUCUGAUCCCAGCGCUUCCAGCGAUACAGGACAGGACUUGGGAGCAGUGCCACAGGAUCUGGUACGGAUCUCCGAGACGGAAAUGGAGAGUUACCACAGCCUGCUGCAGGUCAGCUCGGAGCUGCAAGCCACACUGCAGAGAGCUGCCAUUCCGAUGAGGUUCCAGGAAAUCUCUGAACACAUGGAGAAACGGAUCGCCUACCUCUCAGGUGGUCGAGGAGAGGACUCUGCUGUUGUCAUCACCCUCCCAGAGUGCUCCAGUUUUAAUGAGGUUCCGGAGGAUGCGCUGACAAAAGUGUUGACCUACUUAACCAUGAUUCCACGAAAACGUGAACCCGGAAUUAAAUUCAUUCUUCUCCUGGACCGGAGGAUGGACACCUGGUCGUCAAUUAAAGCUGCUCUGUUCAGGAUAGCGGCCUCCUUCCCAGGGAACCUGCACCUGGUCCUGGUUCUGCGUCCCACCAGCUUCUUCCAGAGAACCGUCACGGACAUCGGCUUCCGCUUCAGCCAGGAGGACUUCAUGCUUAAAAUGCCAGUGGUCAUGCUGAGCUCUGUCACCGAGCUGCUGCGCUACAUCGAUGAGAACCAGCUGACCCCGGAGUUCGGAGGCACCCUGGAGUACUGCCACAGCGACUGGGUCGUCCUGCGCACGGCCAUCGAGAGCUUUGCAGUGACUGUGAAGGAGAUUGCUCAGAUGCUCCAGGCGUUCGGCACGGAGCUGGCUGAGAGGGAGCUGCCCAACGACAUCAACUCCAUUGAGUACCUGCUGAUCGCUAACACAGACAAGUACAAGCAGCUGAAGGAAGACAUGCACUCGGUGAUGAGGGAGGGCAGACACCUGCUGUCGAGUCUGGAGGAGUCUGCGAGUGCCGAGUCUGAGCAGGAAUGGGACGUGAGUCAGGACUGGCACACCGUGCACAGGCUGCUGGCUCAGCUCCACGACAUGGAAACUGCGUUCGACGGGUUCUGGGAGAAGCACCAGCUCAAACUGAAGCAGUACCUCCAGCUCUGGGGGUUUGAGCAACACUUCCACGAGAUGGAGACGGCCCUACAGCAGCUGUCUGCUCAGGAGCGAGAGUUACCCGGAGCGGGAGAGAGUGUCGCUCAGACAGAGCAUCUCAUCCGAGGUCUGGACACACUGGAGGGGAGAGCUCAGGAGGAGAUAGGCCGGGCUCAGACAGUGAUCUUGCAGGGGCACCAGCUGGCUGCCAGCCACCACUAUGCCCUGGCGCUCUUCUGCCAGCGCUGCAAUGAGCUGCGACACCUCUCGGACGUGCUGACCGCCAACCUGCGGGCCAAGAGGGAUUCCCUUGCCAGCUCCAGAGAACUGCUGUCCCUCCUAGAGGAGGCGCUGCGCUGGUGUGAUGAGGGGGCCUACCUCCUGGCCAAUCAGCAGGUGGAUCGGUUCCAGACGAAGGAGGGGGCGCAGGCGGCUCUGCGGGACAUCGAGAGGUUCCAGGAGGGGAGCCCCCCUCCCCUGAGUGCCGGGGCCGAGGCAAUGAGGGAGGAGUUCCAGUCCAUCCUCACCCCCCAGCUCCAGGAUAAGAUAGACACGGCUCACGAGAAGGUGGUGGCAGUGCGUGGAAUGUUCCAGAACCGACAGGCCUGUCUCCGUAAGCUGACGGACAAGCAGGUCCGGCCCGUCCAGCUGGUGGCACCCAGACCCGAGAACCUGCCCCGCUCCAAAUCCCCGCUCUUCUCCCCCAAACACGGUGUGGAUUUCAACUCCAGUCUGAAGUUCUCGUUUGACCUGUCUCUGCCUGGAAAGAGAGCCUCCCGGAAGAGCCCCAACUCCAGGAAGAUCGAAGUGAUGCACGACUACCAGGAGACACGCAGCUCUCUCUCGUUCAGCUCAGAGGGAGAGGACAGUCCUGACCUGCUCAAACGCCACGUGAUGAAGGAGUUGAUUGAGACGGAACGUGUCUAUGUGGAUGAGCUGCUCUCCGUGCUGCUGGGUUACCGGGCUGAAAUGGACAAUCCUGCCCUGUCCCUCCUCUUGCCCCCUGUCCUGCGCAUUAAGAAGGACGUCCUCUUCGGUAACAUGACCGAAAUAUACAACUUUCACAGCAGGGUGUUCCUGCAGGAGCUUGAGGGCUGUCUGGAGACCCCAGAGAGGGUGGGAGUCUGCUUUCUCGAGAGGAAGGAGAACUUCCAGAUGUACGAGCAGUACUGUCAGAACAAGCCUCGCUCCGAGUCUCUGUGGAGACAGUGCUCCGACUGUGCCUUCUUCCAGGAAUGCCAGAGGAAGCUUGAGCACAAGCUGGGUUUGGACUCCUACCUACUGAAGCCAGUCCAGAGGCUCACCAAGUACCAGCUCUUACUGAAGGAGCUGCUAAAGUACAGCACCAACUGCAAGGGCUCUAAGGAGCUGGAGGGGGCGCUCAUGGCCAUGCUGGACCUGCUCAAGUCCGUCAAUGACUCCAUGCACCAGAUUGCCAUCACUGGAUACGAGGGGGAGCUGAGUGACCUGGGCCGGGUGCUGAUGCAGGGCUCCUUCAGUGUGUGGAUCAGUCACAAGAAGGGCCCCACUAAGAUGAAGGAGCUGGCCCGCUUCAAGCCCAUGCAGAGGCACCUGUUCCUGCACGAGCGCGCGCUGCUCUUCUGUAAGAGGAGGGAGGAGCACGGGGAGGGCUACGACAAGACGCCCUCCUACAGCUUCAAACACUGCCUCAAGAUGAGUGCUGUGGGGAUCACUGAAAACGUGAAGGGGGACAUCAAGAAAUUUGAGAUCUGGUACAGCGGCCGGGAGGAGGUGUAUAUGGUGCAGGCUCCCUCCGUGGACGUGAAGCUGGCCUGGCUCAGUGAGAUUCAGAAAGUGCUAACCAAUCAGCAGAAACUUCUACGAGAGAACACCCUCCUUCCCAGUCCAGCCACAGACCACAUGCAGCUCUCCCCACCGCUGUUUGACAGUAAGCUGCAGAGGGCGUCGUUCAGCUCCGAGGAGAACGAGUCGGGGCGGACCAGCCCGGUUAUGCUGGACACGGCUGUCUUCUCACCGCAGCACCAGCAGAACCGCAGGAGCUGGCCCGGAGCCUCUCACUCGGUGGAUAUCUGUGAGGGUCUGGAGGACUGGAGCGGCACCAGUGACCUCUCCAACCCCUCCGACACUGAGGAGGAGGACGGGGCCCCGCUGUCCCCUGGCAGGUACAAGGCUCUAGCGGACUGUAGGAAGUGCAGGCCUGACGACCUGGUAAUAAAGAGUGGAGAUGUGAUCGAGCUCCUUCAGGAGGACAGGGAAGGGCAGUGGCUGGUGAAGAAUCUGAGCCACAAGAAGGAAGGCUGGAUCCCCGUCAGCAGCCUGCAGCUGGUGCUCGGAGAGAGCAGGGCACACUCGGGCAGGCUGGCGGACCCUGGGAAUCUAAAAACAAGAAAACUGAGCCCUCCGUAAGAAAGCAAGAGACGGCAACUCCCUCCGUGCAGUCAAGGUCACAAAGAGUUAAACUGAGGCGGACAAUGUGAGCUCUGUUGGGAUUGGUCCUGUUUUUAACUGGAACUUGUUUGAUUGAUUCUUCCUGAGGAGGGCUUUCAUACGGCACGUGAUUGGUCAGCAGGAAAUAAACAGGCAAUAUCUGGCCAAUCAGCUGCUUCGACCACAGACGGUUAAGUUUCCAUUUGACCAAUCGCAAAGGAGAUACCCUAACCAUUCUGACAUUACAGCUGCGGGGGUUUCCAUACAUGCUGGAAAUGUACUUUCAUGGGCUCACUUUUCUUGCAUUUCAACGUGACCUUCUUUGCACAGAAUAGAGAAUUGAUUUGUGUCCAAUCUGCAAACGUGAUUUCACGGUGAAAGCUCACAAGCAUACCCAGCACAGCUUCUGGACUGUCUUGGUUUAAUCUGAGUGCAGCAUGCAUUCAAAUAGAUGGAAGUGGUGACACCAGCAGAUUCAUGGGAGGAUCGCGUAGGAUCGACAGCAGCUCUGCAUUGGGAGCUCUUAGUUUGAACAGAAAUAAUACCACUGUCUCCAAUGGGGUGAAGGACACUGCUACCCAGACAGAAACAGAAAUGAACAGAAAUAAAAUCGAAACAACACAGCUGGAAUGAAUUGUAUGGCCAGUGGCCCUGUUUGUUGCUGUUGUUUUACCCAUUUAACACAGGCAGCGUACGGGGGGAGCGCCCUCUCCUGGACUGCCUGGUCCAGUGCACUCUGGAGGUCAAGUGGGGUCACUGGGGCUCUGGACAACACAGAGGAUGUCACAGCAGACUGGGACCUUGCAUGACCUCUGGAAUAUUUGGGAAGAGAGUUUUAGUUUGCCUUUGGGUUAUUAAACAGAGGUAAAGAAAAACUGUUUUCACACACACACAGAAAAGGAGGGUGGGUGGAGCUUUUACUUCAAACUUGUACAGUGUUUGAGUUUACAUGCCAAAAAUGUGCUGUGCCAUGAAACCAUUGGGCAUUGUUUUGCUGUUUUAUAAUGAAGCUGAGUGUAAUUUUUUCUUGGCAAUAUUGCAAAGAAUAACAAGCACUGAAUCCAUGCUUACUUCCGCAGACCUCAAUCCUGCAAAGUUCGAAGGCACUUUAAGGAUUAACAAAUAAAGAAGAGCAAAUCCUGCAAGUUAUAGCAAGGAUAAUAAUCAUGCAUGUGUGAUUGUUCUGUAUUUUCCCUGUAGGCUCCUGUGUGUAUGCAUAUGUUUCCAAUACAUUUCAUUGCUCCCUCAUUGCUGUUACCUGCCACCAGGAUGCAAUAUGACGGCAAAGGUAAAAAGUAACACCUUAAAUGGGCAGUGAUUUUUUGUUCAUAGUGAAACUAGGAUGCUAUGAAAUAAGAGUCUUAUUACACUAAUGCAUCGUUUCAGUCUUUCAGUUAAUGUUUGGUUUUCCUUCUCCAGACACUCCUGAAUACAGCAAAAUCAACCCCAUACCUCCUUUUGUAACUUUAAUCACACAAUUCCAGUAUACUUAUCCUGAUAUGUGUAAUUGCAAUGCAACUAAUGCACCUUAAACUCAGGGGUGAACUUGAAUGAUCUGAGCAGCAGCGGAUCUUAGCGGCACCUUAAAACCAGCUUGACGGCUCUGAGUGUGCACUUUUUCUCUGUGUUUUUGUUGUUGUGUUCAGUGAAAUAAGAAGGGCGGCAAUGAAUCCCUCAAAGUGCCAGUGGAAUCAACAGAUAAAGAGCGGUGCCGUCUGGAGCAUUAAAACCAACCUUACAAGGUUAAUACCAUUCAUUUAGCACUGGAGCAAUCCUUGAAAAACAAAAUCAUGCCCAUUGUGAGGGGGCCUGCGUGCUUGUCGAUUAUGCUUCAUCCCUCCCCCCCCCCCCCCCCCCCCCAAAAAAAAUGCAUGGCAACAAACUAAGACUGAGUGAAUCGAUUUAAGGCUAUUUUUGUUAUAUACAUGCAUUUUAAUUCUUGUACAGCUCUGCUACUGUAUAUAAGGAAAGAAUAAAGAGUUUGUAAUAAAUAAAU